Suillus subalutaceus is the source of this 1169-nucleotide messenger RNA. RefSeq lists its product as uncharacterized. The coding region runs from base 101 to 1099 and encodes 332 amino acids. The record is from RefSeq and is a predicted model, not a curated record. NCBI's taxonomy places the organism in Eukaryota, Fungi, Basidiomycota, Agaricomycetes, Boletales, Suillaceae. The transcript has 4 exons.
CAGGCCCAAGGCCCAGGCCCAGUAGACAGUGUCCGAGUCGAUCAGGCAGCCGCCACUAAGCUGGAAACGGUUUCGAUGCGUCUCCGUAGUGCUCACAACGAUGGAAGAUUGCGAACCUUUGCUAGUGGAAACAACAAUCAUCAAGUCAUCUGAAACAGAAUCAAUCAGACCGAUCACGGUUUACCAAGCGUUGCAGGCGGAACGCUUAGCCAACGAUGUUCAGUUCUCGCUUGGUGGGGCCAAGUUCGAUAAGGUCCUGCUGGUCACCCAUGUCAUGUUACGUACCAGUGAUGCUCGAGGUGUUUAUGACCUCGAUGAUGGCACUGGGAGAAUAUAUGGGUCACGGAGUAACACAGCAGGACAAGAUCAUGCCGCGUUCUCGGCCAUGAUACGACAAUUUGACAACAGUCUAGCUUGUGUCAAGGGCAAACUUAUCCAGCGUGGCCAGCAAAAAAUAAUCGAUAUUGAGUCCAUGAUUGGGGCAGGAUAUCAUCAGGCUAUGUAUCAUACUCUUGAGUGCAUGAAGACAAGUUUGAUGGUCGAGAGGCACAAAGGACAGGCUCACAACACAGACGAGAUGCUUGUCGUCCAAGAAUUCAAAGGGGAUGCGGAAGACUCGAUGGCAGCCGACUCGCGAGCAUUUGAACAAUCUUAUCGUUCAUUUUUUGAUCUGCCCCAGAAUGAUGAAGGUAGAAAUGUCAGUUCUCCUCAGACUCCUGCUGGGCCGUUACCGCGGUAUGGCGAUCAUAAUGAGGGUCUGAGUUCCGCAUCGACCUCAAAGCAAGCUGCAUCCCAACUUCUUACACCACUUCUCGCACGUGAGCCUGAAACUCCUCAUUCUGCCAUUGUUCGGGUGGCCCAUCUUUGCACAGUCAUGCGAACACCGAGCCCCCUUUCUUCCUUUGGCUCCUCGCUCCAAAUUAGUUCUCAGUAUUCUCCACAAUAUUAUAGCCAGCUAGCCCAAUUGACAGCGACACAACUCGCUAUCGUGUCCAACCUGUAUCAGCUCCAGGGUGAUGCUAUCUAUGGGGUUUGGAUAACUGCUGUGUACGAGCGCGUGACACAGGUGAUUGAGAUCACUCAGGAAGAAUUCAGGUAAAUGGUUUGUGUUCAUCAUCGUGAUAGUUCAUGGUUUAUUAUUUGCGGUCAGCACCGACAUAGAUUGGCUU